This is a messenger RNA of Elgaria multicarinata webbii, 1921 nucleotides long. Its product is annotated as enoyl-CoA delta isomerase 2-like. Bases 34 to 1245 code for a protein of 403 amino acids. The transcript has 10 exons. Gene Ontology annotation, cellular component: mitochondrion; peroxisome. The record is from RefSeq and is a predicted model, not a curated record. Lineage: Eukaryota; Metazoa; Chordata; Lepidosauria; Squamata; Anguidae. Gene Ontology annotation, molecular function: fatty-acyl-CoA binding; delta(3)-delta(2)-enoyl-CoA isomerase activity.
GCCAUUUCACCUUUGCCAGGCUUCGCCGUCGCGAUGUCUUCCCCGGCGGCUGCCGCCCUCAAGUUGCUGACCCGGAGUCUGCUGCGCCCUCGCCGCCCGCUUUGCGGGGUUAGCGGUACCGUGCAUGGUCUUCGUUUUCCUGCAUUACAGAUGCACACAACUAAACCUACCAUGCAGUUCAGCCAGGAAGACUUUGAAAAGGCCAAAGAUAAACUGAAGCUUUUGAAGGAGGACCCUGGUAAUGAAGUGAAGCUGAAGCUAUAUGCAUUGUUUAAACAGGCUACUCAGGGCCCCUGCAAUACUCCAAAACCUGGGAUGCUAGACUUUAUCAACAAGGCCAAAUGGGAUGCAUGGAAAUCACUUGAUACUUUGCCACAGGAUAGUGCCAGACAGAAAUACAUUGAGCUUGUGUCAAGUUUGGUCACUGCAGAAUCAUCUGAGGUUAUUGACACCCUUCCUGGCAGCAAGCCUGGCUAUGAAACAAUACAAGUUACUACUAAAGACAACAUCACAACAAUCAUGUUAAACCGCCCUAAAAUGAAAAAUGCUAUUACUGUGAAGAUGUAUAAUGAAAUUAUUGCAGCACUUGAGGAUGCAGCAAAGGAUGACUCUGUUAUCACAGUUCUGACAGGUAAUGGAGAUUACUACUGUAGCGGAAAUGACCUGAACAACUUUGCCAAUCUCCCAGAAGGUGGAUUAGAGGAGGUAGCAAAGAAUGGCGCAGUACUGCUCAAAGACUUUGUCAAACAUUUUAUUGAUUUUCCUAAGCCAUUAAUUGCUGUGGUGAAUGGACCGGCUGUUGGGAUCUCUGUAACUGUCCUUGGGCUGUUUGACAUUGUGUAUGCUACUGACAGAGCUACAUUUCACACACCUUUUAGCAACCUGGGUCAGAGUCCAGAAGGAUGUUCAUCGUACACAUUUCCAAAAAUGAUGGGCUUAGCCAAGGCCAAUGAGAUGCUGCUUUUCAACAAGAAGCUGACUGCUGCAGAAGCCUGUUCGCAGGGGCUUGUGACGGAGGUUUUCCCUGAUAAUACUUUCCAGAAGGAAGUGUGGACAAGGCUGAAAGCCUAUGCAAGCCUUCCCAGAAAUUCCUUGGCAAUCUCCAAGCAGCUGAUGCGGGGCAUGGAAAAGGAAAAGCUGCAUGAAGUUAAUUCUCAAGAGUGUGAGUGUCUCCAAGAAAGGUGGCUGUCUGAUGAGUGCAUGAAUGCCAUAAUGAGCUUCUUUCAGAAGAAGUCAAAGCUCUAGUCUCUUGCAAACCAUGCAAAAUAAAUUGAUGAAAACCUAAUUUCCAUCCCCUUACAGCGGUUAUUAAAUUAAUACUUUGGAUACAUAUCCAGAUUGUGCCUUAACACUGACAAGGGUAAUCCAUUUAAUAUAUUGAUGACAUGGUUGCUGAAAACACUAGGCUGCUAAUGUUGCAGAGGUUUCGUUUGUUUGGAAUUUUUGUCUUUUGUAUUUGGACAUGAAUUUGUGAUGCCAAAAACAUUGCAUACCUCUCUCUGGACAGUUAGGUGGAAAAGCGUUCACAGCUUUGCAUGCGGAGGUGAUCUCUUUGAAUAUGACAAUGACUGUUUGUCUUCCAAAGGGGGUCACUGAUUCAAUGUCACCAAAUUUUGCAAGCUCUUCAAUAACUGAUUGUUGGUCAUAUUGAGUUGACAUACUGUUUGGUGUCCAUCUAUUGUGGAAGGGGGAAAAGAAGAAGAAGGCAACCUUAUUUGUAUUAGAAAAUGUGAAUUAAAAUACUGAUUUACAAAUACUUGUGGUAAGGGCAAAUCCUUUACGAAUGUAUAACAGUUUCAUGUAUUUUGCUAUGUUAUCUGAUACUUCAUCAGUACAAACUGGCAUCCUUGGCUUUUAGAUUUGAUUUUUGAACCAAUGUUUUCCUUUAAGCUGGGAAGUGAUAAAAAUCUGAAACCAUGAA